AUGUUGUUGCGAUGGAGCGCAUUUGUAAUUUUGUUUGUGUUUUGUGAAGGUGUUGCACCGAAGAAACAGCAACAGCAGAUUCCUCCAUCAAAUAUAUCCAAUUCUACACAACAGGUAUACCUGUAAUUGUCAUUUUCUUGAUCUAUCAACCAAUUCGUUGCAGCAAGUUACCUAUGACGUCAUAGUUGUUGGAGCCGGCCUUACUGGCCUUACCGCGGCCCGAAACAUUCAACAAAGCCGACCAGGGCUCUCGGUUUUAGUCCUGGAAGCCCGCGGACAAGUGGGCGGUAGAGUACGGUACGCGACUAUGCAAACUAGGAACGGAGUCGAGUUCGUGGACACCGGAGCUCAGUUCAUUGCCCCGACGGACCAGGAACUGCUCAGCCUGAUUCAGGAGCUCAACGUACGGACGACGCAGCAACUGACUUGUGGAAACAACACGGUAUUCCAGCAGACUAGAAGGAAGAGGUACUUUUCACUUUUUUUGUAAAUAAAUAAUUUGUUGAAUGUAACGCGCCACGGCAUCCAAAAUAGAAAGGGGCGUGGCCUAGCGGUGUGCACGGUUUAUCACCAUUUUGGCGCGAUAUUCGAAAUUUAACCCCAUUUUUCAUGCUUUUUGUCAAAAAUUACCCAAAUUUUGUACGAUUUCGACGAUGUAAUUGCAUAACUUUCUUAAACUAAUCAUCGCGCACUUCUUGAGCUUAAAACGAGCAGGUCUCAUUCAGAGAAUGAAUCAAUUUUUAUCGAUUUUCAAGUUUUGUGCUGAAAAUGCACGAAUUUCAGUCAUUCGCCGAUACUUUUCGCCGUUUGAACGCUUAAAAUACUUGUAUUAACGUGCUUUAUCACUUCCGACACUCACUUCGUCUCAAUACUAUCCAGAUCGGCCGGUAUGAAAAUUCCGAAAUUGCGGCGGCGAUUGGCGGCGGAGAGCGUAUUGUGAAAUAUGCCAAAAACGUCUCAAACGCGCCAUUUUCACGAAAAUUUCAAUGUUUUCUCUCUUUAAUGUCUCCUUUCGUCAAUAUCAAACACAAAAAUGGCGGAAAAGUGCUGGAAUUGUGGCAAUUUUCAGAAAACGCUUCACUUUUGGUCGCCGUGAGAACGUCCUCUUUUUGCAGAGACCUUGCUCUCCAACAACAAUGGAGCACGACCGUGUUUUCCGAUUUCAUAAACUCAGAGGCGCUUGUUGGAAAUCUGACGAACAGCUCAAUUUCAGCAAUGGCUCAGGGCAUGGAAACUUCUGACGCGGAUUCCGUGAAUCGGCUUAUGCAGGUACUCUGAAUAGACACGUUUUUGAAGAGAAACGCACGAUUUGUAGACAUUUUUCGAUGCUCCGGGAGAGCAAGUUGCCGAGAUUCAGUUGGCGCUCACUUGCUCCAGUCAGAACGCGACGGCAGUUGAGAUAUUGAGACGAUUCGGGCACGGACAGAGUCUUUUGGCAAAGGGAGGAAUGAAUGAGGUCGUCAGGCGGAUGGCCGACGGACUUUUGAUCGAGUACGGACAGAGGGUCGUCUCUGUUAAUGAUGGUGAGCUUCUUUUUCGAUUUUCUUUUUGAAUCCUCACUUUCCAGCCGCGUUCCCAGCCAUUCUUCAAACGUCUGCUGGCCGAAAUUUCACCGCCCGCCAAGUGAUUGUGGCUGUUCCCGUUCCAACCUUAGAGAAUAUGGACCUGAUACCAACUCCUGAGGCACCGUUCCAGCAACUUAUUCGUGCGAAUCGAAAUGGUCUUUAUUCAUAAGCAACCUCACCACUUUUUGCAGAAAACUACGGUCCAACGGGACACGCCUACUACUUCACCAUGUCCUUCCAGCGUGCCACGUGGCGAUUGAACGGACGAAGCGGAAAAGUGAUUUACACGUCUUCGAGUGGGCCGCUCGUCUGGUUGACCACUUUCGACACGACUUUCGCGGACAGUUGUGGUGGUUAACACUCUAGAGGGUAACCGUAGAUUACUGUAGCGGUUACAGGCAAUUCCUCAUCGGCAUCUUCAUAUCUCUGGGGAGUCGCCCACUUCUCGUAUGAUGUUCCGUUCGAGACCCGAAAGAAGUUGUACACUCAGGCUAUUAUGUACUCGCUGAGAUUUGCCGAUUUCUCUCCGCUCGAUGUUUCGUAAGUUUUUAGACAAAGAAAACGAUGGUAAACCCUUUCAAAAUCUGUUACAGAGAUGUAAACUUUGCAACCGAUGAUCUGGCGAGAGGAACCAUUCCAACUUUCCGUCUCAACAUUCCGUUCGAUGCUCUCAAGUACCUGUCCGACUUUCACACCAUCUACCAAAAUGUGCACAUCGCCACCGCCGACAUCGCUUCGAAGAGCCUCGGCACCAUGAACGGAGCAGUUCAUUCCGGACAGGCGGUGAGCAAUUACGUGCUCCAAAUGCUCGCCGCCGCCGACGCGCAAAGCAAUGGCAUUCUGAGGGACACCCCGGUCGAAUCCACGACUCCGUUCGUCUACAAAACCUCAUCCCAUUAUCCGCCCUCUCUUUUCGUCGUCAACGAAACUGUAAUCGAGGAGAAUGUUCGGGUGAACGAGGGGGUUAACAAUCAGAAUUCAAGUGGGUUCCAAUACGAGACGUCUUCACAGUAUCCGAGUACGGUUGCACCUACGACCACCACCAUGAAACAUUUCAGCUUUGGAAACUUGGGUAAGUGUGCACUAGUCUAGAAAUUUAGAAGCUAGAACUUCGAAACAACAAACAAAAAUGUCCGAAUUGCAGAUAAUUCGACGAGCGAAGAGCCAGCCAUCCUUUACGAUAGUGCUCCACAGCAAUCUGCUCCGAAUUCGAACGCCACUGUAAACUCGCAAAUGCUCUGUGAGCCAGCUUCAUUAUAAAAACUGUAUUUUCAGAAUAACACGUCGACGACAUUCGCCUACUCGACAUCCAGUGUGAUGCCGCCCAUUCAAUCGAUCGAAACGACCACUCUCGUCCAUUUCAGUAAUGGCAACUUGGGAGAAACGACUGUGGCGCCGGCCGCUGUUCAACGAGGUACUCUUCUUGCUCCAAAGGUUAUUAAUAUCAUGAAAUUCUUUGAAUUUUCAGAUGACGCUUCAAUUCUUGUAAACCAACCACAAAAUGGAUACGUCUAUUCAACAUCGACCCACUAUCCAGUAGCUACUAGAAAUGGUGAAUCUCCCAAUUACACGGUCUCCAGAGCUUACAAUGGGAGCAAGUGCGCCCCGCCCAAUAGAGCGAUACAUUGGCGCGAAAUUCAAAUUUUAACAGCAAAAUUUGUGUUUUUUGCCAGAUUAGCCACGAAAAACCGAUAGCCUCUCAUUUGUCUCUCGAGAGACCGAUUGUAUAGGCCAUUACAAAUUUUUUAAGCGAAAGAGCGUCAAAUUUGGUCAAGUCGCAAAUCACAUUUAUCCGUUUGAAGGUUUUUCGCUAGAACUGCGUGAAUUUCAGUUGUUUUUCGGUAAUUUUCGCGGUUCGAGCGCUCAAAAUGCUUGUAUUUACGUGAUUUAUCAUUCUCAAAACCAAUUCUGUCGGAAAACGGUCAAGAAAGCGCAAAAUGAGAAGUGCGGUUUUUAGGCGGCGAAGGCGAAAAAGCGCAGUCCGCCGAAAAAUGCGCCAAAACGUCAUUAAUGGGGCUAUUCAGACUGUGAAAAAAAAUGAUUGUUUUCCGUUUUUUUUUCGUUUUUUUACGUCAAAAAAUCCAAUUCAGCGAUAAAAAAAAACAAAAAAAACGGAAAACAAACAUACGCUGAAUAGCCCCAUAAUUCUGAGAAUUAGUGUGUUUUCAUGCCGAACAAUCAUUUUUUCAUCGCCUUUGACCACAAAAAUCAGAGAAAACUUGCUCAAUCCAUGAAAACGCCAUUUGGUAAGCUCUGGACACCGUGGCAAUUGUUAGAAAACAAAAAUCUAAUACAUUUCAGGCAUCGAUACGCAAGCGACGCCUUCUCCGGAAGUCGUCAAUGAGCUAAAACAAGUUUCGGAAAAUGUAGAACAAAAAAUACGUUUUCGGUAAAGUCUCGCAACAUACUACAUUUUCAGGCCUCGAACUCGACCGCAAUCCAAUUGGCUCAAAGACUGAACCAAUUGGUCCACUCGCUUCUAACUCAAUUGAGACUAAAGUAA
Caenorhabditis sp. 36 PRJEB53466 is the source of this 4068-nucleotide messenger RNA. The record is from the annotation of a GenBank genome assembly. NCBI's taxonomy places the organism in Eukaryota, Metazoa, Nematoda, Chromadorea, Rhabditida, Rhabditidae.